GCGUACCGCAUCACCAGUGGAGGGCGCUCUUCAGAACGAAUGUAGGCUCUAUAAUCUUUAAGGGAGUAAAGGUGUUGUCCGGGUCAUGCAACACGCACCAGUUGCUAAGUCCCUUAACACCUUUCUGACAAAGCCACUACAAAAAAUCAGUCCCUUUGUUUAAAUAUACCAAAUUGCGUGACUCGAGACUCUUAGUUACAACAUGUUUUUCUACAUGGCUAUUGGAGUUCUCAUUGUAUUAACUGAAGCGAAACCAGCCACAAAACCACCCAGUGAAUGCUCAGAAACAGAGUUUGGAUGUUGCCCAGAUAAUACAACUACUGCUAAAAGUUCAGACAAAAGUGAUUGUCCUCCUCCUUUAGUCAGCGAAUGUUCAGAAACAGAGUUUGGAUGUUGCCCAGAUAAUACAACUACUGCUAAAAGUUCAGACAAAAGUGAUUGUCCUUCUUUAGUCAGUGGAUGUUCAGAAACAGAGUUUGGAUGUUGCCCAGAUAAUACAACUACUGCUAAAAGUUCAGACAAAAGUGAUUGUCCUCCUCCUUUAGUCAGCGAAUGUUCAGAAACAGAGUUUGGAUGUUGCCCAGAUAAUACAACUACUGCUAAAAGUUCAGACAAAAGUGAUUGUCCUCCUCCUUUAGUCAGCGAAUGUUCUGAAACAGAGUUUGGAUGUUGCCCAGAUAAUACAACUACUGCAAAAAGUUCAGACAAAAGUCAUUGUCCUCCUCCUUUAGUCAGCGAAUGCUCUAAAACAGAGUUUGGAUGUUGCCCAGAUAAUGCUACUGUUGCUGAAAGUUCCGACAAAAGUGAUUGUCCUCCUCCUUUAGUCAGCGAAUGCUCUAAAACAGAGUUUGGAUGUUGCCCAGAUAAUGCAACUGUUGCUGAAAGUUCCGACAAAAGUAAUUGUCCUCCUCCGGCAGCCAGUGGAUGUUCUGAAACAGAGUUUGGAUGUUGCCCAGAUAAUAAGACAAUAGCCAAUGGACCAGAUCAUCAAGGUUGUCCUACCGAGGCAGUGGAUGAUUGCAAGUCUUCCAAAUGGGGUUGUUGUCCAGAUGGAAAAAAAGUUGCCAAGGGCUCGAAUAAUAAAGGAUGCUUUAAACGUGACGCUCGUGGCUGCAGAUCUUCUAAAUACGGCUGUUGUCCUGAUGGAAAAACAUUUGCCGAAGAAGAUGACGCAAACUGCUAUAUAGGUCCUUGCGCUAGUUCAAGAUACGGUUGUUGUUCAGACAAUGUGACAGCCGCAAAAGGCCCAAAGAAAUCAGGUUGUCCCUAUUUCAAACCAAGUUGCGAUAAGACCAAAUAUGGUUGCUGUCCUGAUGGGAAAACGAAUGCCAAGGGCCCAAACAAUAAAGGAUGCCCCAAUAGUAAGCCUGAUGCCACCUGCAAGUCUUCAGAAUAUGGUUGUUGUCCUGACGAAGUAACAGCUGCCAAGGGUCCAACAAAUAAAGGAUGUUAGAAUGGUAGAGUUUUUGUCCAGACGGAUUAACGGCUGUUAAAAGAAGUAGAGCUAACCGCUUGCUUUGAAAGCUGGAAAAGAUGAAUGCUUUGAUGUCGAAUCCAUCGCUAUUGUGAAAUAGUUGAGCAAAUAAACAUUUUCCCC
Messenger RNA from Physella acuta, 1597 nucleotides. RefSeq names its product papilin. Lineage: Eukaryota; Metazoa; Mollusca; Gastropoda; Physidae. The record is from RefSeq and is a predicted model, not a curated record.